CGAAAAACGAAAGCGUAUCCGGCACUUUCGCCUCUCUCUAUCCGAAUACAAGAAUUGUAUUGUUUGUAUCGUAUCGUACUCGUCGCUUGUACUUCUGACUAGAUAGACCUCGACAGUUACUUUGCCUUUCUGGUACAGCACUCUCGCGCUUGCACCCGUUCCAUUCCUACUCACCAUCACGGCUUCCAGUUCCCGGAUCUCGCUACCCGUCCACGCGCACGUAUACGUUCUCUCUCGGUCACAAAAGCAUGUGGGCUUUGGUAUGGUCGGUGACCGCACUCGUGUGGGUGUCGAGUCCGUGUACGGCCUUUUACGUGCCGGGCGUGCAGCCCUUGUCCUUCCAGGACGGUGACGAAGUCCCGCUCAAGGUCAACGCCUUGACGUCCACGCAUACGCAAAUGCCCCGCGAUUACUACCGCUUGCCCUUUUGUCAACCGCCCGACGGCCCGCGCAUGGCUAGCGAGAAUUUGGGCGAAUUCCUCACGGGCAACAAAAUCCAAAACUCGCCCUACCGGAUCUCCAUGCGGACCGAAACGUACUGCCAGAAACUGUGUCAGAUCACGUUGGAGAAAAUCGACGCCGCGAAACUCCGACUCCACGUCAAGUACGGAUACCACAACAAUUGGAUUAUUGAUAACCUCCCGUCCGCGGCAUUGGGUGUUGGAGCAAAAGGAGAAACCAAGCGGCGUUACGCCGGUGGAUUUCCCAUUGGAUUCCUCGCCAAGGAUAACAAGUUGCCCUAUAUCUACAAUCACGUCAAUAUACACAUUGACUACCACAAGGAAGACGCGGAGGACGGCAACGGAUACCGCGUCGUAGCCUUUGCCGUUGAGCCCCUCUCCGUCAAACACAAGUUCAAGGCGGGGUACGACUGGGACGGUAUUUCUGCCGCCGGUCUCACCAAGCCCUUGGAAACCUGCGACGCGGACAAACACCUACGAGCCAAAGACAUCAAGUCGGCGCAAAUCGUCAAGCCGGGGGAAACCAUUCUCUACACCUACGACGUUACCUGGAAGGAGUCGCCGGUGGAAUGGACCUCCCGUUGGGACGUGUACUUGAGUGAGGAUCAUUUGGUACCGGCACAAGUACACUGGUAUUCCAUCACCAAUUCCAUCCUCGUCGUUAUCUUCCUCUCGCUCUUGGUCGUUUCCAUCCUCGUCCGGAAUCUGAAGCGUGAUAUUGCAGCCUACAAUGCCUUGGCGGCCCUCACGGAUGAAGAAAAAGACGAAGACGUGGACGAAACCGGCUGGAAGUUGGUGCACGCCGACGUCUUUCGCCCACCCCAGAACCAUCCCAUGUUGUUUUGUGUAUUCAUAGGCUCAGGCGCGCAGCUCUGUCUCACAAUUCUCUGUGCCAUUUGUCUCGCGGCGGUGGGAUUCUUGUCCCCAGCCCGUCGGGGCUCCCUCAUGAACGCGUUUCUGAUCUUUUACAUGCUCGGUGGUAUAUUUGCCGGAUACGUAUCUUCCCGUCUCUACAAAGCCUUUCGGGGACGCCAGUGGCAGGUGUGCACCAUUAUGACGGCUUUGCUCUACCCCGGAAUCGCCUUUGGGACCUUUGUCUUUUUCAAUCUCAUUCUCUGGGUCUUGCCGGACGCCGUGAGUGCGCCCUUUCUGGACGUCCUCAUCGUCGCCACCAUGUGGUGCUGUGUGAGUGUUCCCCUCGUUUUCGUCGGGGCCUACUUUGGAUAUAAGGAAGCAGCCAUGGAAUUCCCCACUGUCACCUCCACGAUUUCACGGGCCAUUCCUCCGGCUCCACCUCUCCUCCACCCCUACGUCGGCAUGGCCCUGGCCGGCCUCAUUCCGUUCGCCGCCGCUUACGUGGAACUCUUUUUCAUCAUGAACAGUUUGUGGAUGGACCAAUUCUAUUACGUUUUCGGAUUCACGCUGGCGGUCUACCUCAUUCUUAUUAUAACCUGCGCCGAAGUCACCGUCUUGCUCGUCUACUACCAACUGUGUGCCGAAAAUCACCGCUGGUGGUGGUACAGUUUCUUUUGCUCGGGCGGCACAGCAAUCUACAUGUUCAUCUACAGCAUUUUCUGGUUCCGCACGUUGGAAGCCUCGCGCAUGGUCAUGACCUACUUGCUCUACUUUGGUUACAUGUUCCUCAUGUGUUUUGGUAUGAUGUUGGUCUUUGGUAUGAUUGGCGCCAUGACCACUUUGUGGUUUACGCGGAAAAUCUUCGCCACUAUCAAGGUGGACUAGAAAAACCCGCAGAUCCGUGUACGGGUAGCACGUCCCUGAUUGACUAUGAGUAAGCGACUAUCGGAAAGGAACUUGUCCGCUCACCCACUUUAAACAAAAUUAGGUAUUGCAUUAUUCGU
Molecule: messenger RNA, 2320 nt
Organism: Phaeodactylum tricornutum CCAP 1055/1
Lineage: Eukaryota; Bacillariophyta; Bacillariophyceae; Surirellales; Neidiaceae
Exons: 1
Coding region: 249-2201 (650 amino acids)
Biological process (GO): protein localization to membrane
Cellular component (GO): membrane
Source: RefSeq, a predicted model, not a curated record